AUGGGCAAGGAUAAAGUCGAAAAAGAGAAGAAGCGCGCUGAGAAGAAAGAGAAGCGCUCCGAGAAGGAUGGCGUGAGCAAGCCCAAGAAGGAAAAGAAGGACAAGAAGGAUAAGGCUGCUCUUGCCGAUGCGGUCGAGAAGCAGAUCACCUCCCAGGUCAUUGAAGGUCUGGAGAAGGCCAUUCCUGAGGGUGUCACUGCUAAGGGCGAGAUUGACAUUGAUGUCGUCGAUGCUCCUGCUGAGCGCCCAAUUGGUGCUCUCGUACCAUUCGCUGAGCCACUGGUCGAGGACAAGCAGGCUAAGAAGGUUCUUAAGAGCGUGAAGAAGGCUGCUGUCAACAAGUCACUCAAGCGUGGUGUCAAGGAGGUCGUUAAGGCUCUCCGUAAGUCUCCCGUCCCCGCCCCGGACGCAAAGAUCGAUCUCCCCAAUGGCAUUGUCAUUCUUGCUGCCGAUAUCUCGCCCAUGGACGUUAUCUCCCACCUCCCCGUUCUGUGUGAAGACCACGGUAUCCCCUAUGUUUUCGUCACCUCGCGCGCCGAGCUGGGUGCCUCUGCUGCUACCAAACGCCCCACCAGUGUUGUGAUGGUUGUUCGCGAAGCCGGCAAGAAAAACAAGAAGGACCUUGAUGCGGAUGCGGAUGGUGAGGACUUCAGCAAGGUGUAUGAGGAGCUCGCUAAGCUGGUGGAGAAGGAGGCUCAGAAGGUGAACCACUAA
Messenger RNA from Penicillium chermesinum, 714 nucleotides. RefSeq names its product 40S ribosomal eS12 domain-containing protein. Gene Ontology annotation, biological process: ribosome biogenesis. NCBI's taxonomy places the organism in Eukaryota, Fungi, Ascomycota, Eurotiomycetes, Eurotiales, Aspergillaceae. The coding region runs from base 1 to 714 and encodes 237 amino acids. Gene Ontology annotation, molecular function: structural constituent of ribosome. Gene Ontology annotation, cellular component: cytosolic small ribosomal subunit. The record is from RefSeq and is a predicted model, not a curated record. The transcript has 2 exons.